GAAUGUAAUUGGCUACUUGUAACGGCUGUGAUUGUGUUAAGAAACGGUUAAAACCACCGGACAUUUGAUAUUAUUUUAUAGUUUGACGAAUAUCAUCGAUACUUUUUCAAAGAUCAGUCAGAAAAGUGGGGAUUUAAUUCCUGCUGAAUCACAUACUAGUCAAUUCAUGAUAAAUUCCUAUUCUUUCUGUGUUUAUGUGUAAAUGAAUUUAGUUGAUAGGUAUUCAAUUAAUUGACGGAAAAAACAUUAAUUAAAGAUGUUACGAAAUGCUUUCAACUUGCUAUGUGCGACGAAUGGAACUCACGCAGUCUUCAAAAGAACUUUAAAUUUAGUUCCCAUUGUCGUUGAACAAACGGGACGUGGUGAACGAGCCUACGACAUUUAUUCCAGACUUCUUAAGGAGCGGAUUAUCUGUCUCAUGGGACCGAUAACAGAUGAUGUCUCCUCGCUUGUUGUGGCACAAUUAUUGUUCCUACAAUCUGAGAGUAGUAAAAAGCCAAUUCAUAUGUACAUAAAUUCACCCGGAGGAAGCGUUACAGCGGGCCUAGGAAUUUACGAUACAAUGCAAUACGUACUGCCACCUGUAGCCACCUGGUGCGUUGGUCAAGCAUGUUCGAUGGCCAGCUUACUUUUGGCUGCCGGGUCCCAUGGGAUGCGACAUUCGUUGCCUAAUGCUAGAAUAAUGAUUCACCAACCUUCCGGAGGUGUCCAGGGCCAGGCAACAGACAUUCAAAUUCAAGCUGAAGAGAUCCUUAAACUCAAGAAGCAAAUAAAUAAACUCUAUGUUAAACAUACUGGACUUGAUCUGCUGCGAAUAGAAAACAGCAUGGAAAGAGACAAGUUUAUGGCACCGAACGACGCGAAGGAAUUUGGAAUAAUAGACAAAGUGUUAGAACACCCCUUACAAGAGAAGGACGAUAGCAAUUCUUCGACCCAAUUGAUAGACAAAUCUGUUACUAGUGCCCCGACAACUUGAUUUCAAUCCGUACAGAUUGGUUGUAAACAGCAG
Neodiprion fabricii is the source of this 1009-nucleotide messenger RNA. It is a transcript of the gene ClpP, whose product is annotated as ATP-dependent Clp protease proteolytic subunit. Gene Ontology annotation, molecular function: ATPase binding; serine-type endopeptidase activity; ATP-dependent peptidase activity. The coding region runs from base 257 to 976 and encodes 239 amino acids. Gene Ontology annotation, cellular component: endopeptidase Clp complex. The transcript is spliced from 4 exons. NCBI's taxonomy places the organism in Eukaryota, Metazoa, Arthropoda, Insecta, Hymenoptera, Diprionidae. Gene Ontology annotation, biological process: protein quality control for misfolded or incompletely synthesized proteins. The record is from RefSeq and is a predicted model, not a curated record.